Messenger RNA from Chelmon rostratus (copperband butterflyfish), 1221 nucleotides. Its product is annotated as relaxin-3 receptor 1-like. NCBI's taxonomy places the organism in Eukaryota, Metazoa, Chordata, Actinopteri, Chaetodontiformes, Chaetodontidae. Gene Ontology annotation, cellular component: membrane. Bases 1 to 1221 code for a protein of 406 amino acids. Gene Ontology annotation, biological process: G protein-coupled receptor signaling pathway; immune response. The record is from RefSeq and is a predicted model, not a curated record. Gene Ontology annotation, molecular function: G protein-coupled receptor activity. The transcript has a single exon.
AUGUCCGACACUGACUUCAAGAGACUGGAGCUCUUCAGCCAUAUCCUGAAUGGCUGCAGCGCGGGCCCCCCCUGUAACAACUCCCACCUGAUCUUCCACAACACGAGCAUCGACGGCGGGCUGGAGAUCCUCGAUGACGGAGCCCCCUGGCUCAGAAUCGUCAUCUCUGUGGUAUACUUUGUUGUGGCUACAGCAGGCGUGUUGGGGAACUUGUUAGUGAUGUUCCUGCUCCAUUCUACUCGCACCAUCACCACGGGCACCAUCAAUUUCUUUGUGUUCAACUUGGCGUUGGCUCACCUGCUCUUCUCCCUGGCUUUGCCAUUUUGGGCCGUAGACAUCGCGCUGGACUACAACUGGCCUUUUGGCUUGGCCGCCUGCAAGGCCGUCUCCUUACUCACUGGCCUCAACGUCUUUGCGAGCUGCUUUUUCCUGACAGCCAUGAGCUUGACCCGGUACUGUUAUGUGGCCAGUGCUCUCAAGGCCAGCGCGUCCCUCUGCAGCAGAUCUUGCAGCUCUCCAAUGGCCACAGCUGUCAUUUGGGCCGCAGCGCUCGUUACGGCGGCACCCCGAGCCGUGUUCGCUGAUCUGAGACGUGUGGGCAGCGGCAACGACACGGCAUGUCUGCUCCGUUUCCCGGAUGGUACAGCCUGGCUUGGAAUAAACCAGCUCCUGAGGGUGGUGCUGGGAUUUCUGCUGCCCUACGCCACCAUCACCCUCUCCUACCUGCUGCUGCUGCGCUUCCUCUGCCGGCACAAACUGAGGGGCAGCAACUCCCGGCGAAAGGCUGAUAUAUCAAAGUCCGUGGCGGUGGUGGUGCUUUCAUUCUGCGCCUGCUGGUUCCCGUACAAUAUCCUGACACUCUGGAGUGUCCUGAUCCAACUUGACAUCAUUGAUAUCAGCCCCUCCUUCUACUUAGCUCAGACGUACUUCUUCCCUCUGGCCAACUGCUUGGCCUUCACCAGCAGCUGCUUCAACCCGGUCAUCUACUGCCUGGUGAGGAAAGAAUACCGCCUGGCUCUCCGUAACGUGCUCUUCAAGCUUAGCCUGGCCGUCAUGUCCAAGAUGUCCAAGAUGCCCUACGGCAUUAAUUCUGAGGAGGGGUCGGGACAAGCCGGGCAGCUGGCCAUCCCGCUCAAUAACAUGUACAGCCAGACAUCCCAGACUGACACGAGGAGAUACGCGCCUCUGACGACACUUCCGACAGUAGUGUCCACCCUGUGA